This is a messenger RNA of Oryzias latipes (Japanese medaka), 1522 nucleotides long. It is a transcript of the gene setd6, whose product is annotated as SET domain containing 6, protein lysine methyltransferase. Gene Ontology annotation, biological process: peptidyl-lysine monomethylation. Gene Ontology annotation, molecular function: protein binding; protein-lysine N-methyltransferase activity. Gene Ontology annotation, cellular component: nucleus. The record is from RefSeq and is a predicted model, not a curated record. Lineage: Eukaryota; Metazoa; Chordata; Actinopteri; Beloniformes; Adrianichthyidae.
GCCAUAACACACUGAGCAAGGGCGCACUUCAAUCUUUACCCAACAUCUUGUUAGCUGUAGCAAAGUUCGGCGAAGGUCGAGAAAUGGCGACUGCUGCAAAACGACAAAAGGUAGAUGAAGGUGCAGAUCUCCUUCACGACUUUCUUCAAUGGUGUGACAAAGUUAGUUUGCACCUGAGCGAAAAGGUGUGCGUUUGUCAAGAAGGAACAGUAGCAGAUUAUGGGAUGCUUGCUAAAGCGGACAUCGAAGAAGGCGAGGUUUUAUUUACAAUCCCUAGGUCCGCUCUCCUCCACCAGAGAACUACAGCCGUGUCUGCCUUGUUGCAAAAAGAGGCUGCGUCUCUGCAGAGCUCCUCCUGCUGGGUCCCUCUGCUGCUGGCUCUGCUGUAUGAGUACACGUCCCCUCAGUCUGACUGGAAGCCUUACCUGUCUCUGUGGCCUGACUUGCGGAGGCUGGAUCAUCCCAUGUUCUGGUCUAAGGAGGAGCGGGACCGGCUGCUAAGGGGAACCGGCGUGCCAGAGGCCGUGGAUAAGGACUUAUCCAACAUCCAGCGGGAAUACGAAGAUGUUGUUCUGCCCUUCAUGACCAGACACCCUGAUCUGUGGAACCCAAAGACACACACCUUGGAGUUGUACACAGAGCUGGUGGCCUUCGUCAUGGCCUACAGCUUCCAAGAGCCGCAGGAGGAUGAGGAUGACGAUGAGGAGGAGAAACCCCCCAACCCGCCCAUGAUGGUUCCCAUGGCAGACAUGCUCAACCAUGUGUCCGAUCACAACGCCAACCUGGAGUUCUCAGCAGACAGCCUGAAGAUGGUGAGUGUGCGUCGCAUCCACGCCGGGGAGGAGGUGUUUAACACGUAUGGGCAGAUGGCUAACUGGCAGCUUCUACACAUGUACGGCUUCACCGAGCCGUACCCCAACAACAGCAACGAGACCGCCGACAUUCCCGCCGCCAACCUGCACAAAGCUGCCAUGCAAGAGGCGCUGUUCGACUCAGAGCGGGCGAUGGUGGAGGUGCGAUGGGAAACGCUGUCUGGGAUGACGCAGGACAGAGAAGCCUUCAUCUUCAGUGAACAUGGCUGUCUGACAGACUCAGAGCUGCACACCGCUCUCAAGGUUUUCUGUAUGUCUGAGGAAGAGUUUUCGGAUUUCAAAGACAACGAAGGCUGGGAGGAAGACGACGAGGACGAGGAGCAGAUUUCUCAGGCCUUCUCCAACGACGGCCUUCCUGGAUUGAAGCCGUCGUGGAAGCGACUGAUUCACGAGGCUGCCCGGCUGACGCUUCAGUCCUACGGGGGCGGCGAGGACCGCGACUGGGCGCUGAUAAAGGACGAUGCAGCCCUGAAAGGGCUGAGCAGCAGGCAGCAGAGGGCGCUGCAGGUCCGCUUUGGACAGAGGAGGAUUCUGUGCAGACUUAUGGAGCUCACAGGAUCAUGACCGCCUUUUCCUUUGGCAUUCUGGGGCGGCAGACAGACGAGUGACACAUUUCUACGUCAAUAAAAACAUGAUUCAUAAAACUGGGA